Messenger RNA from Scleropages formosus (Asian bonytongue), 7803 nucleotides. It is a transcript of the gene vcanb, whose product is annotated as versican b. Lineage: Eukaryota; Metazoa; Chordata; Actinopteri; Osteoglossiformes; Osteoglossidae. Bases 360 to 6452 code for a protein of 2030 amino acids. Gene Ontology annotation, biological process: glial cell differentiation; central nervous system development; skeletal system development. Gene Ontology annotation, cellular component: synapse; perineuronal net. The transcript has 16 exons. The record is from RefSeq and is a predicted model, not a curated record. Gene Ontology annotation, molecular function: calcium ion binding; hyaluronic acid binding.
GAGAAUCUCUGCUUCCAGCCGGUACUCCGCUCCGUUCCGCUUCUCAGCACCAGGAGGGACACACACACACCCACACCCACACCCACACCCACGCACUCACACUCACACACGUACACACAUAAACGCGCGCGGCAUAGACACGCAGAAACACACUCUGUCGACGGUACCUGGAUUUACUUGCGCGCGAGACGCUCGGACCCGUACAGCAGAAAGGUGUUGCGUCACAUAAUGCUGGCUGGACAAAUCUGAGGCUCUCGAAAGGGAUUGGGCUCCAAAAGCUCUGAAGAACAUCGACAGAACCGUGGAACUCGGCCGUGAGGAGCUGCACCAGAGAUCUGUUCCGAGGGCUUUUUCCCAGAAUGCACAUGUUUCUGGAGAAAACGCGUCCCCUGUGGCUGCUCCUUGUUUGCUCUUCCUUUGCCCUGCUUGAGACCACAGAGACAUUGUGGCAGAUGGACACGGAAGGAAGCCCCCAUGUCAGCGGGUUUCUUGCAGGGAAGGUGGUCUUGCCCUGUUACUUCUCUACCAUGGCCACCUCCACACCCCCCAGCAAUGCUGCACCGACCCCAGCCUCCACCACACCAGCAGACCACCUGCGGAUCAAGUGGACAAAGGUUGAGCAGGAGCUUGAGAUCACUGUGCUGGUGGCCCAGAACGGUGUCAUCAAGGUUGGCCAAGCCUACAAGGGUCGCGUCUCGGUUCCCAGACACCCAGAGAACGUCGGGGACGCCUCCCUCACAGUGGCUCGGCUCCGGGCGAGCGAUGCUGGCACCUACCGCUGCGAGGUGAUGCGUGACAUCGAGGACACACAGGACACUGUGUCUCUCGACGUUAGUGGUGUUGUAUUUCACUACCGCGCCAACAGCAGCCGAUACACCCUGAGUUUUGAGAAGGCCAUCGAAGCAUGCCGAUCUGUUGGGGCAUCGAUCGCCACCGCGGACCAGCUGAUAUCUGCUUAUGAAGAUGGAUUCGAUCAGUGUGAUGCCGGCUGGAUUUCAGACCAGACGGUUAGGUACCCAAUCACCAAGCCGAGGGUCGGUUGCUAUGGAGACAAACACGGGAGGCCUGGAGUGAGAACUUACGGAGUGCGAAACCCGGAGGAGACCUACGAUGUGUACUGCUACGCGGACAAGCUGGAGGGUGAGGUUUUCUACCCACUUGUUGCUUACAAGAUGACCUUGGAGGAAGCCAAGGCGAUUUGCAAGAGGCUUCAGGCAACACUGGCGUCUCCUGGGCAACUUCAUGCUGCCUGGCGCUUGGGCCUGGACCGCUGUGACUACGGGUGGCUCUCAGACGGCAGUGCCCGUUACCCCAUCUCUGUACCCCGCACCCAGUGUGGGGGGGGCCUGCUGGGGGUCCGCACCAUGUACCGCUACAGCAACCAAACUGGCUUCCCAGAGACCUCUGAAAAGUUGGGCGCCUUCUGCUUUCGAGGUACACAGUCUGCAGAUAUCACUACAGCAUCUGAACUCACUGUAAGGACUACAGACAAUUCAGCUGUGUUAUUGGAGGGCCUUGGUUUUGGACCAGCAAGUCCUGCAACCAUUAUUGAAGAACACAUCCAUUCAAAGGUUGCCCCUAAGGAAUCAUCUGAUGAUAUGGCAAAGUUCCAGUCUAAGUCAACUCAUCCUCUAGACCCUUUAUCCAUCUCCACUGAGGAACCUAGAAGUCGACCACCUGUCAGUGAAGGGGUCAGAAAGGAGCCCCCAUCUAUGUUCUCAACAAGCAUGGCGACUCCACGUGAAAAGACUUCUGUCCAUGUUGGGUAUUUGGUCACUGCCACGCCAUCCAAGACUGAUGCUCCUCAAGAUUUGUCAACCCCCUUUGAUGAACAGGAGGUGCCUGAUACUCUACUGGAGUCAUUGCCCAUAGACUAUACCAUUUACCCACAGAAAUUACCUGAAUUGCCCACCGUGAAAAGUAGACCACCCCAUCUUGACAUCUCCACAGAGGAAGAUAAAAAUGACACUAGGAGACGUGUUGAAAUGGUAGGGGUAACCCAGCCAACACCAAAACAUAAGUCUGAGGAGUCAGCAACAGGCCAGUCAGAUGUAUCUCAGCCCAUUGUUAAAUUUCAAAUGUACUCCACUGAAGAAUUGCCCGUUUGGAACAAAAUGAGUCAAGAACCACACCUUCCUCCAUCUGAAGCUGGACCCACUGAGUCUACCCUGAUAGUGUCAGCUGCAGGUUUUCCUACCUUGACAGAGAAAAGCCCAGUGCAAGGCAGCUCAGGCCUUCCAGAGGCCGAGUUAACUCCAGUGACCACUGCAUUCCUUACAUCGAGAACUGAUUAUCCAAAAAGACUUUUUCCCAAAGAGCAGGAUUUAAGAACACCAGCCAUCGUCUAUAAGGAAGAGCUCGAGGGUUCUGCAGAUGCUGAUAUGAGAACUGCUUCUCUAACAAUGACUGUAACAACACAGCCAGCUGAUUCUUCAAGGGCCUUGGGAACUGCUUUAGAAGUUACAGAGAGGUUACCCCUCACUGAGAGUGAGCCAGCGGAAGAUCCUACCAAAGAUGCGGUUGUUUUUGCAGAGUCUACAGUUUGGACUGAAUCCACCGAAACAGUUUCAAAGGCUGAGGACAGAAAGGCUGAAGUCAACACAGAUCAUAUCAGACUGCCCACAACCUCUUCAGAAGCAUCCAAAUUUUCCGCUCUUCCAGAAAGUACAAUGCCUUCAAAACCUCCAGUGCAUCUCAUCAUCGUUAGAGUUCAUGACAGAAACCAAUCUGUUGAUCCGAUUCUUCAGUUAUUGGGCCAACCCAUUGACGCUAGCGCUGAAGGACCUCUGUUUCCCACUACUAAGAAGCAACUACUUCCAGACCAACCCACCCCAUCAACAGCAGAUGGAGAACCAAUUAUUGGUUCUGGGGACUUGGAUUUAUUUCAUUCCUCCUUUGUUACCAUCACUCCCACACUGAGCUUUAUUAACGGUAAGCAUGAGUUGCCUCUUGAACCAGAGAGCCACACUGCCCAGGAAGCAAGAGGAGACCAGUUUGAGACGGUGUCCCCAGCAGAGGGAGGACUCUCUCACCUGGGAGAAAGUGAAGACACUGAGCAAGAAGCAGCGACUGGGUUUGAUUUCUCCGACUUCGAGCUUGGAAAAAGCCCAGAUAGCACCGUUUCUGCAGCAACUCCCCUUUUAACACCUGAGCCAGAUUAUGUUGGCACUGUGGAAAUUGAUGAAUUUGUGGAAUCUGUCCAUCACCAUCCCUCUGAGAUUUCAGUGGGGGAAUCUUACAGACCUGAAGAAACAACAAGAGAGACAAGUCCAACCUCAAAUCCUUUGUCUCUCUCAGCAAGCAUGCCAUUUUAUAAGAUUCUGACAACAACAGAAACAGCUGUGGUAAGCACUGUGGUAAAGCACCCUGAUGCAGCUUUCACAUCUGAUGAUGUUAUGAGUUCUGGUCAGCUGACAACGGUACAAAGCAUGCCAGACAGCAGCACUCGGUCUGAAAGUGUGGUGGGAUCUGCUGCAGGUCCUACAGAGGAUGAAGCAGAAGUAUCUCAGACAGAUGGGUCAGUUGAAGAGGCUUCUGUAAAACCCUCCACAGCUUCUGAACCUUUCAGCUCGGUUGCAACUGAUGAAACAGAAAUUGCAGAUCCUGCUGCAACCUUCUCAGAAGUUAUAGGUAGAGAGUUUUCCACUAAGACCUCACCUGAAGCCAGCACGAUUGCUACAGAGAUCCACGCUAAAGAUGGUACCUCGAGGCCAGAAGGAGUGGUGGAGUCUGAAGGAUCCGCAUAUGGUGAAGAUGAAGGGUCAGCGCAAGAUGUGUACAGUCAUGAAGAAACAGGACCCACCACCUUGCUUCCUUCCAGUACAUCAAUGCAGCCAGAAGAAACCACUCAACCCAAGCACACAGUUACAUUCCAAGCCAAGGAAGAGUCUUACACAGAUUCACUGGUAACAAUCAGUGAGGGUUCAUUCGAAGGUGUUGUCUCCACUCCAUUACCCCCAGUGGUUGAUGGCAUAAGUGAUCCGCAAAGAACUACUGAAGCAACAGACUCUGGAAUAACUGAGAGACCUGCUAAAGCAAAUGUAACUUUGUCAAACAUUCUUUUUCAUUUUCCUGAGGAAGUUGGUUCAGGUGUACAAAUACCAGAGAUGUUUAUCAAGAACCAUUCAGCUGAUGAUCAUCCUAUGCAAAAUCACACGACUGAAAAAGUAAUGGAAUCUACUGUACAUUCCUCUGAGCUCGGCAGUGGUGAUGUUACACAAGAUAUGACUUUGAAAAAUGAAGUGGAACAUAUAACGGCUACUUCAUCGUCACCGUUCACAGGAUGCAUCACUGAAAAAGAACGUUCAGAAGACCCAAAUUUAACUGUGCAUGCUUCAGUACAGGUAACACGUACAGAAAGCACAACCUUAGAAGGUUAUGCAUCCUCUGCUCCAGAAACACCCAGUACUCUUCAGACACGAUUGAAAAGUGAGGCUGUGACAAUGGGUGAAAGUACGUCCAGCCAGAUACACACCGCCACAUCUUCCUCAACCCCGUCUUUCUUGUAUCACGAUAUUGACAUGGAACAAGUUAAGAUGGUAAGUCCAACAGGCAGCACUGAUGACAUCUCAACAACCUCAGGACCCGAUCUCAGCAAAAAAUAUAUGACUUACGUUCCUGGUUUUACUGAGACAUAUGAAGAAAAACUCUCAGCUGCAACAAAGAGUAUGACCUUGGAUUUCACAAGGCCUCAGGGACCUUCAACUGAAGAUACAGUGAUCAGUAUGGAUACUGUUGUCAUGGUUGAAUCUUCUCCACCUUACUCACCAACCAUCCGAACAGAAGAAGCAGUGGGGCUAACAGUUAAAUCUGUUAGAGCUCAUUCUCCAUAUGAAACUACUGAUAGACAAGAGGAAUCCAGUGAAGAUCUUAGUAUGUUGUUAAAUACCCACCUAUCGCAAGAGAUGCUGGAAUCUCCUACACCUGAACCAACAAUUACUUUCAUAGGCCAGUUAGAAGAAAAAAGCCCUGUUUCUGUGACAGGCACCACUGAAGAUGAUAAAGCAGAAACUGUAACUGUUAAUACUGUGUCACCUGCUCUUUAUGAACUUUACACAGAGGGACCUUCUGGUGAAGAGCUGAGAGCUGAGACUGCAACUACUGAAGCUGACUCCAUUCAAAUGUCAACUUUUGACUCUUCAUCAGCAUUUACUGACCGGGCCCUUGAAGAAGCUGCACUGACAAGUGUCCAACCCACAGUGAUGCAGUCUUCUUCUCAGACCUCCACAUACAUUCCAGAGUUUGAGUCGAGCAGUCCUGACUGGUCUUUAGAGAAGCAGGAGGCUACAGGUGUGCACAAAAAUGGUGUAACCUCUACCGUGGUGAUGCCGGGCGCUGAAUCCACUGUCUUCAGUGCUCAGGUGACCACUACUCCCAUGACAGAAGAGGACAGAGCUACUGACAGUGAUGCUGUGUCUCCGCCUUCGUUGGUUGAGGCUGGACCACCGGCACGUGGAAUGGAAACUACGGUGGAAGCUGAAACAGGACACACCAUCGAGGGGCAGACUGUUGAAAUUCCAGGUGUGUAUCCUUGCACUGAAAAUGUCUGCCUAAAUGGAGGCUCUUGCCACAUGAAGGGUACAGUCCACAUCUGCUCGUGUGCACCAGGAUACGGUGGAGAACGUUGUGAAACAGAUUCUGAUGAAUGCCAGUCAAACCCGUGUCUCAAUGGAGCAACCUGCAUAGAUGGCUUAAAAUCCUUCACAUGCGUUUGCCUGCCCAGCUACACAGGAACACUCUGUGAACACGAUACGGAGAGGUGCGACUACGGCUGGCACAAGUUCCAGGGCCACUGCUACAAGUACUUGAGUCACCGGCGCACGUGGGACAGCGCUGAGCGCGAGUGCCGCCUGCAGGGGGCGCACUUGGCCAGCGUGCUCUCCCGCGAGGAGCAACACUUCGUGAACCGCUUGGGUCACGACUACCAGUGGAUCGGCUUGAACGAUAAGAUGUUUGAGCAGGACUUCCGCUGGACCGAUGGCCAUCCCAUGCAAUAUGAGAACUGGAGGCCAAACCAGCCGGACAGCUUCUUCUCCAGCGGGGAAGACUGUGUGGUGAUGAUCUGGCAUGAGGACGGGCAGUGGAACGAUGUGCCCUGUAACUACCACCUCACCUUCACCUGCAAGAAAGGAACAGUUGCGUGCGGCCAGCCUCCGCUCGUGAAAAACGCACGUGCCUUCGGUGGCAUGAAGCCUCGCUAUGAGAUCAACUCCUUGGUUCGCUACCACUGCAAAGAAGGCUUCAUCCAGAGACAUCUUCCUACCAUCAGAUGCCGAGGAGAUGGCCGGUGGGAUGAGCCCAAAAUCACAUGCGUGACUCCGUCUGCCUAUGAAAAAACGCACGCCAAGAAGUACCAAACUGACAGGGUGUACAGCAACAUGAAAAGGUGGUUCGGUGACUCUGUGCAACACCGCCAUCACUGGGCAGCUCGAGAGGAAGAGACGAGACGCUGAUGCGACGCCGCACAACGACCCGCGUCACCCACAAGUGCCUUAGAGAUGAAGCACAGACAUUCGCUGUGGUCUACAGCAUCAGCAUCAGCAUCAGCAUCAGCAUCAGCAUCAGCCUCAGCAUCAGCAUCAGAUUCAGCAUCAGCAUCUAAGUCAAGUGCCUUUUCCACAUUUAAAUAAAAGCUUUUUUCAGUUUUAUUUUUUCAGACUCAUUACAUACAUAAAGAGCAGCACAAGACACAAUCUGGAUACUGUGGACAAAUUUUCAUAUCUGUCCCGCGUUCUGUCUUUAAUGUCUUUGCCGGUGAUUUCAGGGUACAGUCCUUCCUCGGAACGACGGACUAUAUCGGGGGCAGUGUCUGUUUUUCCUCAAGAUUCGUACAUCCGUACACCAUACACACAAACAUACUUAUACUUACAUACACAUAUAUUUAUAUAUAUGUAAGCAAACAUGCGUGUAUAAUUGUAUACGCAGGGUUUCAUGAUAUGAAAAAGCAUAUAAACAUGCAAAAUAUUUCUCUUCCUUAAAAAAACAAUGCAAGUGAAAUAAAAAAAUAAGAAAGAAGAAACCGAAAUGGAUAAGCAGCACUGUGUGCAAAAAAGAGCCUCUUUUGUGAACUUUGAGAGACGGAGGCCCUAAGUCUGGGCCACCUGUUACGCCUGCUCUCAUUGGCUCAGAUGUAACUCAAGCUGUGAUUGGCUCUCUGAAGGUACAUUUCGCAAGUGUUUGUGCGUGCGUACACGUGCGCGCACGCGCACACACACACACACACACACACACACACGUAUGUGCGUGUGUACAUUUGUAGGCCCUGUGUGUAUGUGUUUGUAAUUUUUUAUUGAUUUCAGUGCCUGUUUUCUGUGUUUUACUAUUUUUAUGGUCGUUUUUUUACUUUUUGCAUUUUUUCGUAAAAUUUUAUUUAUUUAUUUAUUUUUAAAAAGAAAAAAAAAAAUUUUGGCCACUGUCCAUCGUUCCCGAAUUCGUGUUUCUAGUGUCCGUUGUUCCGCGGAUGGACUGUACUUGGCCCCAGCGAAGAAAUAUUUUCCCACAAAUAUUCAGACAAAUACAUUCAGAUAAUUACAGGUAUAAAGUUGCAGCUGUGCAAAGUUUAAGCUUUUUGAAACAAAUGGUCACAUGUAGACAAAAUAUUAAAGCUGAUACUUCCGACUUUCUCCUGAGGAGAGUCUCAUUACUGCUCCUCGUACGGGGCAUCAUUUUCUUAUAGCUUUACCUGCACAGGAUUUAUGCAGAACGGAUAAAGUUGAAGAAUCAAACCGUAAAAGGAGUCAACAGGCAGACAUAGAAGAGGGUGAUUUUUUUUUUUUUUUUUUUUCCGUUCAAAGGAGCAACACA